AUGUCGUUCUUGCAAAGCCUCAAGAAGCGCAUACCGGCAGCGCGCCCCGCCGCUCCGCUGGACGGCGAGGAGUCCAAGAUUGACCGACUAUCGCCGCGCCUGGCUUUCCUCCGACGCCGCAUACGCCUCAAAGGCAACUCCUCCAUCUCGAUACCCCUGGGUCUCGUCGUCCUCUUCCCCACCAUCGUCAUAAUCCUAAUAAUCAUCAUUUUUGUGCGGCAUCCCUCGUCGCCAGGGAAGUUGCUGGUGCCGGCAGGUGCUCCUCCGUCUAUCAGGAAAAUCAACGAAAAGUACGACAAAGUCUUCUUCCCCGGCUGCUUAGAACCCCCGAAGAGGCCUGAGGAUCAUGAAAAGGCAAACGCGGCGUUCGUUGUCUUGGCGCGGAAUAAGGAAUUGGACGGCGUGAUACAGUCAAUCAAGUCCAUCGAGAGGCACUUCAACAGGUGGUUCCACUACCCCUAUGUCUUCCUGAACGAUGGCGAUUUCAACCAGACUUUCAAGGAGACAGUCUUGAACUACACCAGCGCUCCGGUCGAGUGGGGCAAGAUCGACGACUCAAUGUGGGGUUUCCCGGACUGGGUUGAUAAGGAUGUUGCGAAGGAAGGCAUUUCGAAGCAGGGUGACCAGGCUAUCAUGUACGGUGGCAUGGAGAGCUAUCAUCACAUGUGCCGUUUCUACUCUGGGUUCUUCUACAAGCAUGAGCUGCUCCAGAAGUACACCUGGUACUGGCGCCUCGAGCCCGAGAUCAAGUACUUUUGCGAUAUCACCUACGACCCCUUCAUUCACAUGGAACGCAACAACAAGACGUACGGCUUUACCAUCGCCGUCAAGGAACUGAGGGAGACGGUGCCCAACAUUUUCCGCUACGCGUCGGCUUACAAGCGCAAGAACAACCUGAAAUCGAAGGGCCUGUGGGAGAUGUUUGUGGAAAAGCCCGAGCCCAAGGAAGAGCCGGAAGAGCCACCCAAGGAGGACCCCAAGUACAAGAAGCCGCUUCCGGAGGAGAUCCUCAACACCGACCCUGCCUCUGGCGCUCUUCCCGAGAUUGACCCUGAGGCAAUGGAGGGCGAAUCGUACAACAUGUGUCAUUUCUGGAGCAACUUUGAAAUCGCUAGACUCGACUGGUUCCGGAGCAAGGAGUACAAUGACUUUUUCGAGAUGAUGGACCGUAGCGGAGGAUUUUGGAUGGAACGAUGGGGAGACGCACCUAUCCACUCUCUCGCGGCGGGUGCUCUGCUCGGCCCUGGUGAUAUCCACUACUUCCGCGACUUUGGCUACCGGCACACAACGAUUCAGCACUGUCCCGCAAACGCACCCGCACGCCAACUCGAUCACAUUCCAUACCUCGAGAUGACGACGCUGGACGAGAAGAAGCGCUUGGAGGAGGACGAGUACUGGGCCACGCCGGACCCGCCGAAGGAGAACGGAGUGGGAUGCAGAUGUAAAUGCGAUACGGACAUUGUUGAUGUUGAAGGCAAGCAGGGAAGCUGUCUGGCGGAGUGGGUGGACGUCGCAGGCGGCUGGUCAAGCCCGUAG
Messenger RNA from Lasiodiplodia theobromae, 1536 nucleotides. Its product is annotated as Glycosyl transferase family 15. Gene Ontology annotation, biological process: cell wall mannoprotein biosynthetic process; protein N-linked glycosylation. The transcript has 5 exons. NCBI's taxonomy places the organism in Eukaryota, Fungi, Ascomycota, Dothideomycetes, Botryosphaeriales, Botryosphaeriaceae. Gene Ontology annotation, molecular function: alpha-1,2-mannosyltransferase activity. Gene Ontology annotation, cellular component: membrane; Golgi apparatus. The record is from RefSeq and is a predicted model, not a curated record. Bases 1 to 1536 code for a protein of 511 amino acids.